AUGGCGCGCCGACGCGGUCGGGCGCAGGAAACCGCGGCCGAGGCCGAGCCCGUCGUCGAGGAGCCGCAGCCUGUCCAGGAGACGCCCGCCGACAACCGCGACGAUGACGAGAUGGCCGAGGGCGACGAUGACGAGGAGCGCCAGGAACAGCACAGCCUCGCCUUUGACGAGGAGCUCUCGUGGCGCCCGGCCAAACCCAUACCCACCGCCACCCUUCUGGCCCGCCUCGAGCGCCUGUCCAAGGAGCUCGCCGACUUUGACCAGGGUGCCGUCGCGCUCGACUCGCUCAAGACGGUCGCCGCGCAGCUUGCCCACCGCAACCUUCUCCAGCACAAGGAUCGCGGCGUCAAGGCCUACACGGCCUGCUGUCUGGUGGACCUCCUCCGUCUCUAUGUUCCAGACGCGCCCUUCACAGACGAGCAGCUUAAGAUGAUGUUUACUCUAUUCGUCAAGGAGAUCCUACCUGCUCUCCACGACCCAUCCAACCCAUACGAUAGCCAGCACAAAUACGUUCUCGUGUCCUUGACUGAAGUCAAGAGCAUUUUGCUCAUUUGCGAUAUCCACGGUGCCGAUGACUUGCUCCUGCGACUCUUCAAUUCCGCCUUUGACGGCGUCUCGACCAGCUCCAAAGCCUCACCCGACGAGCAGGUCGCCAAGGAUGUCGAAAUUCACCUGACGGACAUGCUCAUGCAUCUUAUCGAGGAGUCCCCAGGUAGUGUGCCGGCUAGCGUCAUCGAUGCGAUUAUCAGUCAGUUUCUACGGGCUGCUCCCCCCGGCGGAAAUAAGUCUAAAGAGGCCAAUGGCAAGCAAUCGACGUUGCUACACAAGACGGAGCCCCCCGCGUACAUCAUGGCCAAAAACAUUUGCAACGGCUGCGCCGACAAAAUGUCGCGUUACGUCAGUCAAUACUUUAGUGAUGUCAUUCUCAAUGCCUCUGGUUUUGCUACCAAGAACGGAUAUGGACACGGCGACGAUUCCGACGACGAAGACGGCAAUGCAGGCCCCUCUGAGGCCGAUUUAAAGAGCUUGCGGCAGGCGCACGCCCUGAUUCGAGAGCUAUGGCGAGCCGCGCCCACGAUUCUAGAAAAUGUUGUUCCGCAGCUCGACGCGGAGCUAUCGGCCGACAACGUCCACCUCCGCCACAUUGCCACUGAGGCGUUUGGAGACAUGAUUUCGGGUAUUGGUGCUGCUGGACCCCCUCCGCCGCCCGCCCUCGACCCUGCCGCCUAUCCUCCUCUCCGGCUGAUGGACGAGCCUGGUACUCCUACCGAGGCCAACGUUCUCACCACGCCCUUUUCGCCGUUGUCUUUUGCUCAAACCCAUCACGCCACAUACCGCAACUUUGUUAGCAGAAAAAAUGACAAGUCUGGCACCAUCCGUGCUGCCUGGGUCACUGCUAUUGGGCAUAUUCUCUCUACGUCUGCUGGUGGCAUUGGUCUAAGUAGAGAGGACGAGACUGAGCUCGUCCGUGGUUUAGUCGACAAGCUAAACGAUAGCGAAGAAAAGGUGCGCUUGGCCGCCGUCAAGGCCAUUGAACUGUUCCAAUUCAGAGAUGUGAUUCUCAAGCUUGGCGCCACCGGUGGUGUUGAUAAGGAGGGCUCCCUCUUUUCCAGUUUGUCUGAUCGAUGCCGUGACCGAAAGGCGGCCGUUCGCGUGGAUGCCAUGGUUUUACUCGGAAAGCUAUGGGCUGUUGGCGCUACGGAUAUCGAAGAAGGACAAGAGGCAGUGACUGCAUGUCUCGCCGGUGUGCCGUCCAGGAUCAUCAACUCCUUCUACGCCAAUGACUUAGAUCUCAAUGUUUUGCUUGAUCGCGUCAUGUUCGAGUGCCUCGUUCCCCUCAAAUUUCCCCUGGUCAAGGGCAAGUCCGGGAAAGGUGGCUCCAAGAAUACCAUGAGCCAAGCGGAACAGGAUAGCAUUCGCGCGGAGCGAAUUCUUCUGAUGAUCAAAUCCAUGGACCAAUCAGCGCAAAAGGCCUUCUUCGCUAUGCAGGCGCGUCAGCCGCAAUUUGCAAAGGGCGUAUUUCUCCUGAUUAAGCAGUGCGAGGCGUACAAUGGCGGGGUGAUUGAUUCCAAUGAUGACAAGGUCAAGGCUAGUCUCACCAAGACGUUCGACUGGAUUGCUCGCUUCUUCCCAGAUGGUCUCAAGGUCCGUGGAGAUUUGCAAAAAUUUGCCAAAUUGAAUGAGCGCCGAAGCUACCAACUUGUCAAAUACGCUAUUGAAUCCGAGAGUGAUUUCAAGACUGUCCGAAGAGCCAUCAGCGAACUCAUCACGAAACUGCAGGCCAGCAAUGCUGCUGUUGCGCUGGACACCAUCAUCCCCCUGUUGUAUCGAUCCAGCUCUCUCAUGUUCAACCGCAGUCAUCUGGCAACGAUUAUGGACUUUUCCAAGAGUGACAAGGGCGGUCUUGCCGCUGUCGCCCACCUCGUUUUGAACGACAUUUCGCAGCGCAACCCUGAUUUGUUCAAGGCGCACGCAGAGGAACUCCGCAAGGAAAUCAUUGAUCAAGCCCCUUCCGAGAACAAAACCAAUGACCCCUCCGUUGACAUCUUGAAGGCGUACGCAUCUUAUGCCAAGAAGUACCCCCAAGACGUCAGUCUAGACAGAAGCUUCACCCAGACCCUUACCAACUAUGCCAUGUAUGGUACGCCACCCAAGACGGCCAAGUUUGCUAUCAACAUCAUGCUCGCCAAGGAAGACGACAAGAGUAAGGUCAAUGCUACAAAUCUCUUGCGUAAAACUAUGCAAGACCUUGCCUAUGGAAAGCCACACUUUUUGAACAAGCUUGCCACCAUCUGUCAGCUGGAACGAUUAGUCCCCAGUGUGACAAUAGAUGAGGGCGAUGCGAUUCAAGAUCUCAUACUCAAGUCGAUUCUUCGCCAAGUUCACACAGAUGCCAAACCCGGGGCCGAUCCAUCAUGGGUGGACGAUGCUGAUAUGGAUGAGGAGAUCCAGGCCAAAUGUUUAGCCCUGCGUAUUCUUACCAACCAAGCCAUUGCCAGCCAGAACGAGGCUGACUCCGAGACGAGGGUCAAGACGGUUUUCAAACUGCUCAAGACGUUUGUGGUGAAUGAGGGCGAGUUCUGUAAGGUCAAGGACACUCCUCAACAUCAUAAGAAGAGACUGCGUCUUCUCGCUGCUCUUCUGAUGCUCAAGCUCUGCGCAGUGAAGAAGUACGAUGAGCAACUCGACCCUGUCACCUUCAACAAGCUCGCAGAGGUGGUGCAAGAUAGCGAAGUGCAAGUCCGUCGCCGCUUCAUGGAGAAGCUCCAGAACUACCUGACACACGGUAAGCUCCGAGCUCGCUUCCUGACAAUGCUUUUCCUUGUUGCGUUUGAGCCCGCGCCUGAAGUCAAGCACCGCGUCGAGACUUGGCUCCGUUCCAGAGCCUUGCACUAUGCCGAGAACAAAAAGGAGGUCAUGGAGGCCAUCCUCGGACGACUCAUCCCGCUGCUAGCCCAUCACCCGGAUUACAGCGCUGGCGUCGACGACCUGGCAGACUUUGCCAACUACUUUCUCUUCUACCUUAAUGCGGUAGCGACCGAGUCCAACCUGGGUCUGAUUAGCAAGUACGCGGAGAGGGCGAAGCAGACGCGCGACGCGAUCAACCCCGACGCGAGCGAGAAUCUGUAUGUCCUCAGCGACUUGGCGCAGGCCAUCAUUCGCAAAUUCCAAGAAAAGAGAAACUGGAGCUUCCGCGUCUACCCAGGCAAGGUGGGACUGGCCACCGGUCUCUUUGCGCCGCUGCCAUCUAGUGAAGCCGCAGAGGAGAUUGCGAAGAAGCAAUACAUUCCAGAGGCGCUAGAUGAGAAACUGGAUAACCUGAUCCGAUCUUUUGAGAAGAAAAAGAAGCGCAAGUCGAUGCAUGAAUCCGGCGAGCCGUCGGCCAAGCGCUCAAGAACACAGAUAAAGACUGUUAUUCGUGAAAAGGCGGCCCCAAGACCGCCCAAGGCAAAAAAGGCCAAGAAAGUCAAAGCGGCUCGCCCAGUGAAGCAGCGCGGAUCGGCUGGCGCAGAGGCCACGGAGGCCGGCGAGCGUCGCCGCAGCAGCCGCGUCACCAAGGCUUCCGACUACAAGGAGCGCGAGGACAAGGACGACGAAGACGAGAUGCUCGACGGUGUCGCCGAGUGGAAGUAUGGCGCCCACUCGUCGGACGAGGACAGCGAAGAAGAGGUCGAGUCGGGCGAGGAGUCGGGCGAUGCUCAAGAGGAGGCGGGUGAGGACGAGGCGGAAGAGGACGAGGAAGAGGAAGAGGAAGAGAAGCCAGCAGCGAAGAAUGGGCGGCGGACUCAGCGAGCAAAGCCACCUAUCAAGGCAAGCGUAUCAGCGGUCGUCCGCAGGGGAGCCCGGUCCAAGCGGUCAUCCCACGGGGACGACAUGGACACUGACGAUUAA
Messenger RNA from Cordyceps militaris CM01, 4392 nucleotides. RefSeq names its product bimD protein. NCBI's taxonomy places the organism in Eukaryota, Fungi, Ascomycota, Sordariomycetes, Hypocreales, Cordycipitaceae. Gene Ontology annotation, cellular component: chromatin; nucleus. The transcript is spliced from 3 exons. Gene Ontology annotation, biological process: DNA repair; mitotic sister chromatid cohesion. The coding region runs from base 1 to 4392 and encodes 1463 amino acids. The record is from RefSeq and is a predicted model, not a curated record.